AACCAGCGGGUGUCUCCUCAUUCCGUCCGAGUCCGGCGGCUGACGGAAACCUACUUCGUGGCCAGCUGACUGAGAGACGUGGCUGUCACCAGGCGGUGCUGAGGUGUGCAUGGCAGGUGACCAGGAAGCUCUGAAGCCGGGACUCCAGGAUCCAGGCGGCCCUCCACCCAGCCCCGGGCCUCACUGUCCUCCCAGGGCCCAGACAACUGGUCACUCGUUCAGUUACCGAGCCCCUACUAUGUACGGGUCAAGCAGUGGACGAGGCAGACAGACAUCUUGACCCUCACUGACCGACGUGCCAGCAGAGGAGCUAGCGAAUCUGAUGUCGCAGGGUCUUGAGUGCUAGAAUUAACACAAGAUGAAGGCAGAGAGCCUGGAGCAGGGGAGGGGCCCAUGUGGAGAGGGUCCGAGGAAUGCCCUCCUCAGAGGCGAUGCGGGCAGAGACCCGAACCGCCAGGUGGGCAGGGCCGGAGUAGAGCUCUUGAUAAUCCCACGUCUCCCUUCACGCCCUGCUUUCCUCCUCUCCAAAGGCUUGUCACGGGAGAGGAAAUGGCCCUCCUUCUGAUUUUUCCUUGGUUCUGUCAGCUCCCCAAAGACAAAAUAAUAAACAACAGGUGGCAAAUUCUUCUACACCCCCAGGGAGGUGCUGGACCACAUAUGUAGGACGCGGAUGGGAGGCGUUAGUGACUGAAGUCCGGAAAGGGAAUCCGAUCAUUUCUGUGGAGGCGAUUGCCAGGGGGAGGCUCACGCCAUCCAGGCCUUAGUGAGUGCCGCCCAGGGUCCCUCCCAGUGCCCCAGAGACAGGCAGUGUGGGGACCGCAGUCCAGCACUUCAGCACCACCAAAUGAGGCUCGUCCCUUGCCUGUCCUCCUCCCCGCUCCUGCCAACGUCAGAAGAAAGGGUCAGAAACUACAGUCAUCAAGCCAGAAGGGAAAGGAGAGGGAAAACAGAGAAGCUCUCUCCUCCCAAAAUGUGCCCACGGCCUGUGUGGGUCCAGGGAGGGCAGAGGAAACACCUUGAAAUAAUUACUUCAUUUUCCCGCAUAUCAGUCCCCAGACACGGUGUGGGCCACCAAAGUUUUUAUCUACGAGUGAGCCCAAAAGGCUGGGGCCUGCCCACGGGCUCACCCAGGAGGAGAGAAGCCAGCGCCCACAGCGGGUCUGAACAAGCCGUGGUCUGGUCGUACCUCAACAACCCUGCUCCUUUAAGGGACUAGCUACACACUCCUCACACUGCCUAGAAAAAGCCCUCAUUGCUGUCCCCUUCCUGUGUCUGCAUCAGCUGUUUGGACCCUCACCUCCUGGCUUCAGCUCCUGCCUGAGAUGCCCCAUUAGCUGCUCAGCCAGGCUGCUGGUGCCUCAGGCUAAUGGCCCUGCCACCCCGCCCUCCUCUCCCUUCCGGCUCACUGCCCAUCCUGGACACCCUCCCUCAGGCCAUCGAGGGGGACUCCUGAGCCUCAGAGACAUCUGGCAGCACCAAGAGGUGAGUCCCUCUUUCUGUGGCUCCUCUCCCCACGGCGGUUAUUCCCCAGACCCCCCAGUUUACCUGCUUAGGAUGCUCCCUGAGGUUGGUCAAGGUCAUUCUCUGUGGCACUCAUGGGACCCGACUUGCCCUGGCUCUGCCCUGGCGCCCCGCCUCGCCUGCCCUUUACCACAGGCUUCACCUUACCCAAAUCCUGACACCCCCCCCCCCCCACUCCACUGUCUGCAGGGCAGGCUCUCCACGGUCCUGGGGGGUGUGGGGGGCAGCUGCUUCUCUUCCCAGGGAAUUAGGGGAGAGGGGUGGACUCAGGAGACUUAGUCCUAGGAAAAACACACACACACGGUGGGACCCGGCUCUAAUUUUCUACCCUUUCUCUCCCCAGUCUCAGAAAUCAGGAGGCUCUCCCUCCGAUGGGACCUGCACGCUUCCAUGGUGUUUUAAGAGAGGAUACGGUGGGAAGAAAGCAGAGGACUGAGGGCUAGUGGGCCUUGCUCCUCACUCGGGCUCACCUGCUAACUGGAGCCGCUUCUCUCCGUGGGCCUCCCUCAUUGAGACAGUUGAUAUCUCACAGGACGGCUUCUAAUACCCUAGCAGUCUGUGAUCCCAGGAGCCCCCGAUCCCCCCACCCCUCCACGGGCCUAGCCGAGGCUGGGGAGCGAGUGGAGGUCAGGAGCGUGGAGGCCAGCCCCGGCCCCAUGGACCUGCCCCCGCAGCUCUCCUUCGCCCUCUACGUGGCCGCCUUUGCACUGGGCUUCCCACUCAACGCCCUGGCCAUUGGGGGCGCCGUGUCCCAUGCCCGGCUCCGCCUCACCCCCAGCCUUGUCUAUGCCCUCCACCUAGGCUGCUCUGACCUCCUGCUGGCAGCCUCUCUGCCCCUGAAGGCGGUGGAGGCCCUGGCCUUGGGCGCCUGGCCUCUGCCGGCCUCGCUCUGUCCUGCCUUUGCCCUGGCCCACUUUGCUCCGCUCUAUGCUGGCGGGGGCUUCCUGGCUGCCUUGAGUGUCGGCCGCUACCUGGGGGCUGCCUUCCCCUUGGGGUACCAAGCUGCCCGGAGGCCGCGUUAUUCCUGGGGUGUGUGUGUGGCCAUAUGGGCCCUUGUCCUCUGUCACCUGGGGCUGGUCUUUGGGUUGGAGGCUCCAGGAGGCUGGACGGACGAUACCAACAGCUCCCUGGGCAUCAACACGCCAGUGAACGGCUCUCCGGUCUGCCUGGAGGCCUGGGACCCGGCCUCAGCGGGCCCUGCUCGCCUCAGCCUUUCUCUCCUUCUCUUCUUCCUCCCCCUGACCAUCACAGCCUUCUGUUACGUGGGCUGCCUCCGGGCACUGGCCCGGUCAGGCCUGAGCCACAGACGGAAGCUGAGGGCAGCCUGGGUGGCCGGCGGGGCUCUGCUCACACUGCUGCUCUGCUUAGGGCCUUACAACGCCUCCAACGUGGCUGCCUUCCUGCACCCCGACACGGGGGGCCGCUGGCGGAAACUGGGGCUCAUCACGGGCGCCUGGAGUGUGGUGCUCAACCCGUUGGUGACUGGCUACCUGGGAGGGGGUGCCGGCCGGGCGACAAGUGUGGCAAGAACGAAAGGAGGGACAUCCCAGAAGCAGCAGCCGCCGCUGGAGAGAAGGGGCAUGGAGCAGGGGAGGCCGGCUGCUUCCGCAGGCCCCUGAUGGGGACUGCGCCGAAGGAACUGCAGGGCGGCCUUGCCUGGAAGCACCCUUGGAACCGCUUAUGGGAAGAACUGAGCCUGGCCGAAGACCACAUCCCAGUGGAGGGAAGACGGAGGCCAGGGACCAGGUCACAGGAGGAAGGUAGGCUUGCCUCCGCAUACAUCGGCGUGACUCCCCACCUCUGCCUGUCCCUCUCCUCCUCGCGCCCACCUGCCAAUGCUGUAGAAAUUCUCUUCCAGUCUAGAGGAAAUGCCACACUGAUGAUACGUUCGGGGGGAUGCUGUUCCCCAAACAUCUCCUAGGAAAGAAUAUUUUAAUUUCUGAACAAGAGAAGAGGCAGGAGGCAAGAUACUGACACUGUUAUGCCGUUUGGCACUCACAAGAGGGCAGCACUGGAACUGUGAACAGGAAGUUGGUAGGAAAAGACGCCUCCGCAGGGAGAGAAAAUACUAGAGAAAAUACACACCACGAAGAGUCCCUAACAAAUAGAGUCUCUGAUAUGGGACAGUCACCACGGCGAGUGCUUUACAAGUGUUGUCCCAUUUCAUACUCACACAAUCCUUUGAUUUGGCUACGCAGCUGCCGUACAGAUGGGCAGGUUGUUCACUGCACGAGAGUGCCAGGCAGACGGACAAACAUCGACUAAAGUCUAGCCUGUGCUGUGCUCACCGAUCCAUGUGCCCGGCAUGGGACUACUUCCACCCAGAGGAAGGAGCACGUUAUUCUAAUUUGAACAAAGAUAUCACCCACUCCUCAAGCAGGGCGCCUCGGUGGAGGGCGCUACCGCCUGGAGUGGGGUGCCUUUUCCUAAUUUGUACAAAGGCGUCCCUUAAGUUAGCUAUGGUCCCGGAGCCAAGUAUUAUUAUCAUCUUCAUUUUUGCAGCAUUAAGGAAUUUUCCCGAGGCUCUACAGCAAGGAAGGGGUGGACGCGUGAUGCGAUCCUUCAAGGCAGGACCCCCGAGGGUCAGGGGACAUAUGAAAGAACUUGAGGUAUCGGUGUGAACGCCCGUCCUUGUGGUCCGCUUCGCAAAGGCAAACGGUGGCACCCUGAACCCGUGAGAGCAGGGAGAGGAGAGUGGUCAUGGAGGAGACAAACAUCUGGGCACCUGCUCUGAUGAGGCAAGAUGCGGGAAGCAGACUUGUUCCUCUAAAGGCGAUCACGCCGUGAGCAUAGCCUAUGCCACAGAACGGGUAGCUACAUGCCUGGUGUGCACGCGCUGGUUUAUACAAGCUACCUCUUUUUAUGCUUCGGUGUCGACAAGGGCAAGGGAUUUCAUUUGCUCAUCUGCCCCCAGCACCUUAGAAGGGAGCUUGGCACGUAGUAGCAGGUUCUCAGGAAGUGUUUGCCGAACGAAUGAAUGCUCGCAAGAGCCUUCCAAAGAAAAUUUCAUUAUCUGUUUUACGUGAAAACAGACCAGAGAAGUUACAUAACUUGCCCGGGGCUCCGCAGAAGCAAGAAACAAGUUUAUUCCCUGCACAGCGGUGACAGCAGAGAAUUUCAGUAAAAGCCCGAACUCCUGAGCACAAGCGGCCUCACUGCCCCUUCCCAUAAAGCCAGGGACGCUCUCUCCCACCGCUAUGGAGCUCCAGCUGGUGCUGGGCCAUUUGUUCCAGAGAAUUGUGCCUCCUCCAUUUGGCGGUGGAAUUUAGUUCCUCCCGAGGGUCCAUGACGCCCCACGUGAUCCGCCCCCCAGCACCCUCGUGACCCCCACCCCGUCAGCCCUAAGCCUUCUAGAGGCCCCCCCCCAGCAGAUUAGCCUGUGCACCCGCCUUUCUGUUUGCCUGAAGGGCCUCCCCAGUGGUUCUCUGCCUCUGUUAGUCUGUCCUACCCUCCUACCACUCAAUCCCCUUAGACCUCACCACCACCAGACCCACGGCAGCAACAUCUUUGUUUUGCUCACCAU
Molecule: messenger RNA, 5044 nt
Organism: Leopardus geoffroyi (Geoffroy's cat)
Lineage: Eukaryota; Metazoa; Chordata; Mammalia; Carnivora; Felidae
Gene: FFAR1
Product: free fatty acid receptor 1
Exons: 1
Coding region: 2178-3140 (320 amino acids)
Biological process (GO): positive regulation of cytosolic calcium ion concentration; response to fatty acid; positive regulation of insulin secretion
Cellular component (GO): plasma membrane
Molecular function (GO): bioactive lipid receptor activity
Source: RefSeq, a predicted model, not a curated record